AUGACUAAAUCGAGAAAAGAAUUGUCAACAUUAAUGGAUAAAGAUAAACCACGAAUCUCAUUUACACCUAAAAUAAAUCAUUCAUUUAACAAUUGUGGGAAAAACAGUGUUAUUUCUGGUUUAAAAAAAUUAUGGAGAGCAUUAGAUGACGAAAGAAUUGAUAGCAGGGAGUUUAUUGACAAAAGCAUGGUCGUCAUGCAUGAAUUUUUGGAUGAUUUUUUUAUUGACAAGGACCGAAUAAAACCGAAAGAUUUUACAGUCAUCUACAAAAAUGAUGAAGCUAUAGAUAUAGAAUUUGAAACAAAGUGCCAAAAAUGUCCAUUAAAUCUGAUUGAAACAAUUAAUCAUCCAUGCAACCAUGCUGAUUCAUGUCUGCCAUGUUCACAAAUAAGCUUUGCUGAAUGCACCAUGUGUGAAAAAGAGGUUGAAAGGAAAGAAAAAAUCUUUUUACCAAGAGAUGAAACA
Cotesia congregata is the source of this 465-nucleotide messenger RNA. NCBI's taxonomy places the organism in Eukaryota, Metazoa, Arthropoda, Insecta, Hymenoptera, Braconidae. The record is from the annotation of a GenBank genome assembly.